AUACAACUCCAAAAGCCAAAAUAUACAAAAAAAACUUAAGUGGGUACAAAACCCAUCGCACACCGACACAUGACUUGUACAAACAUGAGGGGAAGCAGAGGGUUAAAUACACAACAUGUAAUUUAUGGGAUUGGAUCCAGGUGUGAAGGAAGACAAGACAAAACCAAUGGAAAAUUAAAAAUGGAUCAAUGAUGGCUAGAAGGUCGGUGACGUCAACUGCCGAACACCGCCCGAACAAGGAGAGGGACCGACUUCGGCAGAAGUUGUGACAAAUGGCUUGGUUUUUGCUCUGACAUGCACUGUCGACGCUUAUAUAGACAUCUCAAGGCCACUCUACCAUAAAGGCCUGAUUGUUAGAGUGCUAUAAGGCUGUAACGUAACAAAAUGUGGAAAAAGUCAAGGGGUCUGAAUACUUUACAAAUGCACUGUAAUACUAUAGUAGUCACCAUGCUAGUGAGCCUGAUCUGAAAUAACCUCAUGUUUUAUCUAUUAUCAUCAUGUUGAGUAUCUACAGUUUCUCUUUCCCUGUUAGGAAACAUGAAUAGACAUGUUGUCUUCAAAACAACAUCAAAAUACAUUCCAUAAAGCUGGAAUGGUAAAAGACCAGAUAGGUAUCUAAAGAGAAAGAAGGAAAGAUGUGUCACAAAUGGCAUCAUAUUCCCUUUAUUGUAGUUCACUAUAAAGUGAACAGGGUGCCAUUUGGGAAGAACGCUACAUGUACCUCCCACAACACAUUCCUACUUCUUAAAGGCAAGAGAGUGACGCAUUCAACUUCACCUGGACUUCUGUGAGGCGGAGAAGAGAGCUGAAGGACCUUUCGUGGGAUGAACUUAAUUCCCCAAAUGUGAGAUAGAAAAACCAGCAUGGCAGACGAACGUGUUCCUCUACUAAAGGAGGCAGAGACAUCAGGCUUUGGUGAGUAAGACUCCAUUCCUUUAUGGUCAGAACGAUGAUCAUAUAAUGAAUUAACCACAAUUCCCUCUGUUGUCAAACAGCAAAUGGUGAACCUUAUGUUAUACUAGAGCAUACAGAAUAUGCACAGCGUCACCAAGACAACCAAUGUACAGAAAUCCAGAUCACAUUAUUAUCUCAUGAAUAAUACAUAUUUCAGAGUAUACUAUGUAAUCCUUGAAUAAAUGUUGCAAAGAUACUAGGACAAAACAUUUCAUUUCAGGUUCUGUAGAUGGAUUCUGCCUACGUGAAAGAUCCACACCCAUAGCUGUUUCAUCACCCUAUCCCGAGGAGAAUGACAGCCCUGCAGCCAGCUGAUCUGAGGAUAGUUCUGGUGGGGAAGACUGGAGCAGGGAAGAGCGCAACAGGAAACACCAUCCUGUGGAAAGAUGCCUUUACAGAAGAGGCCUCUCUUGUGUCUGUAACGGCACAGUGUGAGAAACAGAGUGGAGUGGUCAAUGGGAGUAAGAUUGAUGUCAUCGACACCCCAGGACUCUUUGACACAGCCAUGUCUCAAGAAGAGAUGAAAAGUGAAAUAGUCAGGUGUAUAGAAAUGUCAGUCCCAGGACCUCACGCCUUCCUGCUGGUGAUCAGACUGGGGAGGUUCACAGAGGAGGAGAGGAACACUGUGAAGUGGAUCCAGGAGAACUUUGGAGAAGAAGCAUCAAAGUACACCAUCAUUCUGUUCACCGGUAAAGAUCAUUUGAAGGGGAAAGCAGUUGAGGAAUGUCUGAAUCCUUGUGUUUCAAUUCAGGAACUGAUCAAAAGUUGUUGGGGAAGAUACCAUUGCUUCAAUAAUGGUCAGAGGGAUGACCGUCUUCACGUCAAUGAGCUGCUGAGGAAGAUAGAAGAGAUGGUGAAGAUGAAUGGAGGAGAGCACUACACCAAUGAGAUGUACCAGGAGGCCCAGAGGAAGAUCGAAGAGGAGGAGGAGAGGAAGAGACAGGAGAUGGAGGAAGAGAGGAGGAGAAGAGAGGAUGAGAUACGGGAGCAAGAAAGGAGGAGACGGGAAGAAGAAAUGAGAAGACGGGAGGAAAAGAGGAGACGGGAAAGAGCAAAAAGAGAAAAUAUUGCGAUAGGUUUAACUUCAGCAGCAGCUGUUGGGGCAGUAGUAGCUGGGACUACAGUACUUGCUGUAGUCCCAGUAGUGGCUGUGAUAGCAGCACCAAUUCUGUUGGUUGGGGCAGCUGGUUUUGGUAUAGCAGCUCUUGUCAUUUGGAUAAAGAAGCGAAGACGGUAAAAAAAGAUGGAAAUGAGCUGUAAUACUUUCAAUAUUAAUGUUAAACAUGGUCCUUGAUGAAUUUAUAAACACAUUAGGUGAUACAUAAUAACAUGUAUACUGUAGGUGAUUAUGAAUAAAAAAAUCAGAUCAACCUUUUUGAGGUCAUUUAAUUCAUCUAUUUGUGAUUCAAAAAGGGUUAAAGAGGUGAACUUCUAAUGUAAAUGGAUAUAUGGACAUUUUGUUAGACAAUUGUGUUUUUAAUCAUCUAUGAUUUUUUUAUAUACAUAUAUUCUACUCAGCUAAGGAAACAUUAAAUGUAUUUUACAUUUGUCAAAUAAAAUCAAUUAAUUAAUUCAAUCUUCAUGACUUGAAACUGUAACUAUGUAAUAAUACCAAUAUGGCACCUUUUGAGAAGUGCAACUUGGUAAAAAGAAAACUACUUAAGAGAGAAUAUAGUAGACGGCACGCGUCAAAAUUAUUGAUUGAUGACCGUACGUCAUGAUGACGUGUACAUGUCUGAAUAUGGGCCUCCGGCAUUGUGAAAGGCCUUCAUAAAGAGGCUGUCAUGAUUGCAUGUGCCUCAUGUUUAACACGUAUUGCUUGUUACAGAAUACUACUGUUGUACAUUUAAUAUCCCCUAGCAGAUUUCGUUGCCUUUGCACAAAUUCUGUCAUGUUACUGUGGUCUUUUUAAAAGUCAAUAAAAAUGUGUGUAAAGUGUA
This is a messenger RNA of Oncorhynchus nerka (sockeye salmon), 2894 nucleotides long. RefSeq names its product GTPase IMAP family member 7-like. NCBI's taxonomy places the organism in Eukaryota, Metazoa, Chordata, Actinopteri, Salmoniformes, Salmonidae. Gene Ontology annotation, molecular function: GTP binding. Bases 1247 to 2191 code for a protein of 314 amino acids. The transcript has 3 exons. The record is from RefSeq and is a predicted model, not a curated record.